Messenger RNA from Tilletiaria anomala UBC 951, 1835 nucleotides. RefSeq lists its product as uncharacterized. Bases 267 to 1805 code for a protein of 512 amino acids. NCBI's taxonomy places the organism in Eukaryota, Fungi, Basidiomycota, Exobasidiomycetes, Georgefischeriales, Tilletiariaceae. Gene Ontology annotation, molecular function: NADH pyrophosphatase activity. Gene Ontology annotation, cellular component: cytosol. The transcript has 4 exons. Gene Ontology annotation, biological process: NADP+ catabolic process; NAD+ catabolic process. The record is from RefSeq and is a predicted model, not a curated record.
GGACGCUAUCUUUGGGGGACCUCGUCUCGUAUUGAUGUCCUCCUCGCACCCUCCAUCGUGAGUUUCAACAGAUCAACUGUCCCCUUUUCCUCUUUAAUCAAUUCAUGCAGCCACUCUGCCAAGUGCAGGGCAGUUUGGUCCGAAGAACAAUUCAUUUGCGUCUUCGUAUCGCGGCACUGCGCAAGCCUCGGCUUCUAAGAACGGCGUACGCUAUUCGCUCACCUCGACCGACCUUCCAGGCUCGCUGUCCCAUCAAUCGAAGCAUCAUGGAGCAGACAGGCUUCGCUUCGUUCACCACCGUGAACUUUUACUCCGGUUCCAAGCUGAAUCGCCUCUCCUGGCUGCGAACUUCUUCGGAAUUCAUUAACGCAGCUCUGACAUCGGACGACUCUCGCUUCGUCGUUCUCAAUCGGCUCAACCCACUGGUUUACAAGGGCGGUGACCGCAACUCCUUGCUGGCAACCCUGAGCUGGAAAGACGUCAAGGACUGCAUACUGAGUAGCGUCAAAGCCUCUGGUGGGGAUCCACACACGACCGGUGACGCUGUUCAAGUCUUUGGGCCGGACGCGUACGGCUUGAAGCUUCCUGAAGGAGCUGACGAGGAGACGGUCAAAGAAUUCAAGAAGGCGACCGACUCCAUUGGACCCAGUACCCUUGCACUGGUGUUCCUAGGUGUGGAUGAAUCCCAAGUGCCCACCAAGUCGCUUCCUGGAGACCUGGCGGGGACGAAGCAGCAACCUGCAGGCACUCCCUAUUUUGCCCUCUCUCUCAACUUCACUCCACCCUCCCCGACUGGAAAGGAAUGGCCCAUGGCGGCUCUAAAGAAGCAUUUAGAGGAGCACCCCGACUACGACUUCGUCGAUACCAGAGCACUCGCGCAUGCGGGCACAUGGCCCAAGUCGGACGCUGCCAUCCUUGCUCACGCCAGGAGCCUGAUCGAUUGGAAUGAAAGGCACCAUCAUUGCCCGGCAUGCUCGAGAAGGCAAUACAGCCUGUGGGCUGGAUAUAAGCGCGGAUGCUCUUCUGGCCUUCGUCAAGCGGAACAGUCGCCAUUUAUUACACCGUUUCUCGGCGAGCACAAGCACUUUGGGGAAGACGGUAAGGGCGACUGCCCAUCCACACGUUUGCUCUCCAAUUUUAGUUACCCGCGCUCGGACCCGGUCAUUAUCGCCGGUAUCCUCAGCGCAGACGGCGAGCGGAUCUUGCUUGGGCGCCAGCGCACAUGGCCCAAGUCAUUCUACAGCUGUUUGGCCGGCUUUGUCGAGCCUGGCGAGUCCUUAGAAGAAGCCGUUCGGCGCGAGAUCCACGAGGAGGCCGGUGUCGGAGUCGGUGCCGUCGUCUACCACUCGACGCAAUCAUGGGCGUUCCCUUCGCAAUUCAUGAUCGGCGUCCUGGGCUACGCGAUGGAAGGGCAGGACUCGAUCCGACUCGAUCUGGACAACGAGCUGGAGGACGCGCGGUGGUUCACGCGCGCCGAGGUGCUGCAGGUGCUCGAGAGCAGCGCGACCAGCAGUCUUACUAAACAGGACGUGGAGAAGUUCGACGAGAAUACAAGGAUCCACGCUAAAGAGGAUAGGAAGAAGGGAGAAGCCGAGGGGUGCCCGAGAAAUGGCGAUGAUGAGAAGUGGGACUCGAAGGCCGCAGACGGUGUUGUGAAAGCUGGCGAUCGUCAUGCUGCCACACAGGCGCCUUUCAAGAUCCCUGGCGCCACUGCCAUUGCUCAUGUACUGAUCGCCUCGUGGGCUCGGAAGGAAGCUUACCUCCCACCACCUCCAGCCUCGUCGAGCGGCAAGGGGAAGAUGUAAAUGUAGAAGCGACAUAGAGAGUGAAAGUGC